This is a messenger RNA of Aspergillus clavatus NRRL 1, 639 nucleotides long. Its product is annotated as ORMDL family protein. The record is from RefSeq and is a predicted model, not a curated record. Gene Ontology annotation, cellular component: endoplasmic reticulum membrane. The coding region runs from base 1 to 639 and encodes 212 amino acids. Lineage: Eukaryota; Fungi; Ascomycota; Eurotiomycetes; Eurotiales; Aspergillaceae. The transcript has 2 exons. Gene Ontology annotation, biological process: intracellular sphingolipid homeostasis; ceramide metabolic process; negative regulation of ceramide biosynthetic process.
AUGUCCCAAUCCAAGGCCGGUAGGAGGAGGAGGUCGAGCAGUAUCAUCUACCAGGAGCCGGCGGAAUCCAUCGAGCACACCAGCGAUCAGGCUGCCUUGCCCAAUCUGAAUGCGAACUGGGUUAAUGCCAAGGGUGAGUGGGUGGUUGAGCAGCGAUGCAUGAAUACCGAGAGCUUAGAUCCGUUUAUUUGGUUCUGGAAGGCUAACAUUCGUUUCCUGCGACUAGGUGCCUGGACAAUCCAUUUCGUUCUCAUCAUCGCCUUGAAGAUCUUCUACGAUAUCAUUCCCGGCGUCUCGCAGGAGACAUCAUGGACGCUCACGAACAUCAGCUACAUGUUUGGCUCCUUCCUGAUGUUCCACUGGGUGCGGGGUAUUCCAUUUGAAUUCAACGCGGGUGCCUACGAUAAUCUCAACAUGUGGGAGCAAAUCGACAAUGGAGAUCAGUACACGCCGACGAAGAAGUUCCUGCUCUGUGUCCCCAUCUGUCUCUUUCUCCUCAGCACGCACUACACGCACUACGACUUGACGUAUUUCACCAUCAAUUUCUUGGCCACGUUGGCUGUUGUUAUUCCAAAAUUACCAUUCUCGCACCGUCUACGGAUAGGUCUCUUCUCCGACAUGCCGGACGAGUCGACAUAG